CUUUGAGUUUCACUAAACCAAAUUACUUCGGUUAGGAACGAUUGGCGAUGGAAGUAAUGUUGAAGAAAAAUGACUCCAAAUCUGCCCCCAUGUUUAACAGGCAACGGAUUACAUUCGAUCCCCCAGAUCCAAUCAAGUGUGUCUGUGUUUGUAACAAUCAGUUAAUCAUGGCACUAUCCAAGAACACUUUGAUAAGAAUUGAUCUGGACAGGCCUCCAUCUACUGACGAAGUCGAGCUUACAAAGAUACAGAAUGAUUCGGUUGAAAACAUGUUCAUGGACCCCACAGGCAGCCAUGUUAUAAUUGCCAUGUCAUCCACUGACAACAUCUACCUGCCUAAAAAUAGUCGAAAACCCAGAGUACUCACAAAACUGAAGGGCCACAAAAUAACUUCAGUAGCCUGGAAUGUUAAGCAGCAGACAGAAGCCACUACAGGACUUAUUCUUGUUGGAACAUCUAAAGGUGUGCUGUUCGAGUUGGAACUUUUGAGCGGUGAAUCAAAUAAACUAUUUGGGCAGAAUUUCGAGACUUACACUAAAGAAUUAUGCACGUUCGUGAGAGACAAGGCUAACGAUGUGACCGGCCUGUUUUUCAGUGAACUGCCCCAAAAAAAGAGCGAUAAUAAUACUGGUAACAAGAUGUACUUCGUCAUCGUAACUGUGGUCAGUCGAUUAUAUCAACUUGUUGGCCCAAUGACAUCCCAGUCAAGUGAAGGUGGUCCUAGUUUCAGUUGCUUUUUCGAUAAUUAUUCAGGAAGAUUCCAGGACUUUCCAUGUGCGAAGAGUUGCAGCCAGCUGUCGGUAUAUUCGACUAACCACAACAAUCCACCUCAGAGGAUAGCCUGGCUGAUGGACGGCGACGUCUACACCGGACGAAUCAACAUGGCGGCCAGUCCGGGAAUGGACGAUGUUAUCAAAGAUACUAAAUUGAUACCGUACGGCCCCGACAGUAAAAAGCCCAUCCCUAUUUCAAUGGCCAUCACGCAAUUCCACUUCCUAAUCUUGCUGCCUAAUUCGCUAAGGGUGAUCUGCUUGCUGAAUGAGAACCUCGUAGAACAGGAUGCUUACGACGGAAAAUUUGGAGCCUUAAAAGGUGUAACAAUGGAUCCUAUAAAGAGAAUCAUUUGGUCAUUUAGUAGUCGAGCCAUUUUUAAAUACAACGUCGUUGAUGAAAAUCGGGACAUAUGGAAGAUCUAUAUGAAUAUGGGUGAAUUUAAUCUCGCAAAGCAGUAUUGUAAGGACAAUGAUGACCAUUACGAUGAAAUAGUCAACAAGGAAGCUGACCAUCUCUUUAUAAGUGGCAGGUAUGAUGAAUGCGCUUUGGCCUUCGCGAAGAGUAAUCGAUCGUUCGAGGAGGCUACUCUGAAGUUCUCCAACCUCACUGAUAAGAGUCCACUGAAGAAAUUUCUGCUGACCAAACUGGACAUGAUGGGGGAAAAGGUCAUGAUGAUGAUGAUGAUGAUAAUGGUGAUGUGGGUUGUGAUGGUAAUGAUGAUGAUAAUAAUCAGUAAUGAUGAUAACGAAGCUGCUAAUAAGGUUCUUUUUGAUAGAAUGAAGAUGGAGUUUAAAAGGUUCAUGGAAACUGGGAGAUUACAGACACUUAUACGAAUUAAUGCACAACUGAUCUAUGACAUCAUCAAUGGACAAGGUGACGAGUCGGAUUUCAUCUUUUUCGCUUCACUCAUUUCCGAUUAUGAAAGGUUGCUAAGAUUUCACAUUGAAAGAGGGCAGUUCGAACAAGCAUUGAAUGUGCUCAGUAAACAACAGGUAAGCAAAGACAUAAUCUACCACUACUCACCCUACCUUAUACAUCACAUUCCGUCGAAAACCAUUGAUUUCUGGAUAAGCAAAGGGAGCCAAUUGGAGCCGAGAUCUCUACUACCAUCUUUAGUGCAAUACGAAAAAAAUAGUCAUUAUUCUAAGAACAAUGACUCGAUCAGGUACAUUGAAUACUGCAUAGACAGACAGCACUGUCGUGAUCGUUCCGUGCAUAAUUAUUUAGUAUCUUUGUACGCUAAAUACAAUAUGGAGGACAGGCUUAUGGGCUAUCUACUGGAUCAGGGAGAUGAUCCUGAUGCAGUAUGUUACGAUUUGAAAUACGCAUUGAGAGUAUCAUCUGAACAUGGUCUCUACCGAACAUGCAUUCACAUAUUCACCACUAUGCGGCUCUUUGAUGAGGCCGUUGACCUGGCGUUAAUGACAGACGUCGAACUAGCCAGUCAGACGGCCACCAUUCCAGACGACGACGACGAGUUGCGCCGGAAGUUGUGGCUAAAAAUAGCUCGUCACGUGGUCGAAAAGGAGGGCGAUAUUGAGAAGACAAUGGGCGUGGUGGAACGUGGUGGUAACCUGAUCAACAUUCAAGAUGUCCUCCCUCUGUUCCCGGAUUUCGUCACUAUUGACCAUUUUAAGGACGCCAUAUGCACAUCUCUGAAAAACUACAACGACGAAAUCGAAGAAAUCAAAAAAGGCAUGGAUGAGGCCACUGACAACGCCCAAGAAAUUAGGGACAAGAUGGCGGCUUUUAAAAAUAGAUGCACCAAGAUUAGCAAAUCCGACAAAUGCGAGUCAUGUGACUUUCCAUUAACGUUGAGAGAUUUCUACGUGUUUCCGUGUAGACAUGCUUUCCAUAUGGAGUGUUUGCUUAAUGAGUCCUGGCAGCAUCUAUCGAAGCACCAAAGAAAUCAAAUAACCGAGUUGCAGAGAAGGAUAGCUUCACUUAUCAUGGAGAAACACCAGCAUCAACUAUCUCCGGCCAAGACGAAGGAAAUGACGUCAUUAAAAAAAGAGAUGGACGCAUUGCUGGCUUCGGAGUGCAUUUACUGCGGGACAUUCAUGAUAGAGUGCAUAGAUAAACCAUUCAUCGACAAGGAUCAGUACGAUUCCGUGGUUCAGAGCUGGUUAUGACGUAAUCAUUGACGUCACUAUCAUCAUUUACGUCACCAUCAUCUCCACUUUCGUCACCAUCGUCAAAAACAUAAUAUAGACAAUUAAAACAAUCACCAUCGUGACGUCAUCAUUGUUUAAAUCAUCAUCGUCAUCAUCAUCGUCGUCGUCGUCUACUUGUCAAACAUGUGACUUUCAAUCCUUUUCAUGCGUACUUACGAUUAUGACUGGUUGGCUUUAGUGAAGAGUUCGUUUUGCUAUCAUUUAUUACCACAAUACUACUUGUAUCAAUUAAGUUUUAAAUAAGAUACCCGUUCAAUAGUAGCCAUAAUAAUAAUAGAUAAUAAUAAUAAAAUAAACAAAUAAAAAUUACAAAAAUAAAAUCUACUAGCCAGUGGCGGACGACAAAGAACAAUAAACACACAACAUGAAAUUGUAAGCAUAGACCCGAAUAUAUAUAUAUAUAUAUAUAUAUAUAUAUCUGAACAGACGUGUGUCUUGGAUUGGAAGUGGAAUUAAUUGUAUGGCGGGAAAAUAAUCUUGUGUGAAGCAAUUCACGUAUGCAUGAAUGAAUGGAGCAAUUCACGUUUGUAUGAAUGAAUGAGUGAAUGUAUGAAUGGAUUACGAUAACUAAUUAUAAUUAAUCAACAUAAUUAUCAGUGGAAUGUUCAUUAUAUAUAUAUAUAUAUAUAUAUAUAUAAUCUAUAAUCACACAAUUUAAAAUAUGCUGUUUCAACAAAAGUAUAAAAUAUGUGUAAUAAAAACAAUUUAAAAAAUAUAUAUAUAUAUAUAUUUAAGACUUUUAAAAUGAGUACAUGAUUGUAUAUAUGUAUAAUUAGACAAAUAAUAUAUAUAUAUAUAUAUAGAUAUAUAUUAUAUAGAUUGAUAAAUAUACAUUAUAAAUAGCUUACCUUAUGCUAAGGGCACUUAUUUAAUUAAUUAAAUACUAAGUCUAUCGUAUCAUUGAUUUGUUUAAAAGAAAAUUGGCAGUCACCAAAAUAAUGUUGAGUAGGUGAAGCGGAAAUUAAAUUAAAAUCAUUAAAAAAAUAUAUAUGUAUGUAAAAUUAUUUAAUGAUUAAAACAU
Molecule: messenger RNA, 3969 nt
Organism: Helobdella robusta
Lineage: Eukaryota; Metazoa; Annelida; Clitellata; Rhynchobdellida; Glossiphoniidae
Exons: 28
Coding region: 48-2906 (952 amino acids)
Biological process (GO): intracellular protein transport; endosome organization; endosome to lysosome transport
Cellular component (GO): endosome; HOPS complex
Molecular function (GO): protein-macromolecule adaptor activity; protein binding
Source: RefSeq, a predicted model, not a curated record